Mitosporidium daphniae is the source of this 603-nucleotide messenger RNA. RefSeq lists its product as uncharacterized. The transcript has a single exon. Lineage: Eukaryota; Fungi; Microsporidia. The record is from RefSeq and is a predicted model, not a curated record. Bases 1 to 603 code for a protein of 200 amino acids.
AUGGCAUUUCUUUGGAGUGCUGCCUUCGGGGGCUCUACCUCCUCCGCAUCCAGCGAUGCUGCAAAUAGAGAGGUUGCAUUGAUUUCAAUCGAAAAAAUUAUCGAGCGCAUGAAGACGGCAAGCCAGAUGGACGAGAUUCGCGCUGCCAUAAAGGGGCUCAAGGGUUUCUCACGCCCCUAUCCACUGGAGGUCGGCUCACUCGCCAUAAGACCGUUGCUGGCAACAAUAGUCGGCGCCAUCCGGACAGAAGUUGAGGAGCCCGAGGCUCGUCACGGAAGACAUCUUUUAGGUGCGGGUCCGCCCCCUUUUGAUUCUGACGAUGAUACCUCCUUAUAUCCCGCUAUUGAUGACACCGAGACGCUGCUGGACAUAAUCAAGCUGCUGUAUUAUUUAUGUAGGCCUCGGGAUGCGCCGGAAUUCAAAUCAAAUGUCGUCCCAUUUGCAGAGAUUAUCAUGAAGGAGGAGUCCGAUAUUCAUGCCCUGCUGCAUCUGCUUUCGUUAAACCAUGACCUCGAGCUACGGCAUCAACUGCUGCUAUUUCUGGAACUUUUGCUGGACUAUGAUGCUUAUCGGCUAACAGAGGUAGGCUCAGAGCCUUCCUGA